AUGAAGGAAUGAAAUUUUAGUAGCUCGGGACUUCCAUUAGUAAUGUCGACAUUUAUUGUUAAUCAGUUUGGAUUUGCUGAAAUGAAUCUUCGAUUUACUGGUGAUUAUGAUAAGCUAAUGAUGAUGAUUCGACGUGCUGUUAUUAUGGGUUAUGAUAGUAUUGUUAUCAACACAGAUAUUGGUGAUCUAGGAAAUAAUAUGGGGGAGAAGUUAAGCAUUACAAUAACAAAAUCAUUUCAGUUUAACGAAAAUUGGGGUGAACCACCGAGUAAAAAAAAAAGAAAGGAAGCUCAUCGAGAUAAAAUGAUUAUUCCGAAUCCGCCGAAGGUAGAUAUUUCAAAGAUUGACACAUCUUCCUUAGAAGUAAGUGGGAAACGACUGCGAAUAUUCACGCGUUUAACGGUCAACCUCGCAGACAGUACUAGUGUACAUAUAUUAAUGCAUCAUCCACAAUUAAAAAAAUACGAUGUCAUUGCUGUUCGUGUUGCCGAUGAAAAAAUUCUACAAACUUUAAGCCGAAAAGGCGAUUUUAUUGAUAUUAUUACUUAUGAGCAGACAAAUGAUAAUAUUUCAUGGAUUUAUAAGAGCAAAACCAUUCAGUCGUGUAUAAGCGAAGGGAUAUUCUUUGAAAUAAGUUACGCUGAUGCUUUGACAAAUAGCAAUGAUCGUCGUCAGGUAUUAAUAAAUGGUCGUAAAUUAUUGUCAUCAACUUCCAAUGGUCGAGGUAUAAUACUGUCUAGUGGUGCUAGUUCUAUGAUGAAUAUUCGAGCUCCAUAUGACGCUGCCAAUUUAAUGGUUCUUUUCGGAAUCAGGCCCGAGGAUGCUCGCAAAUUUAUUUCUGGUAAACAUUUCUUAAAUUUAUUAUUAGCCGAGUCUCGCAGAACAGUCAAAGGUACGGCAGUAGUUACAUCAUUAGAAAACGUUCCCUCACGAUUUAUCAGUAAAAAAACUGCCCUCGAAAGGAUUCUUUCAGUACCUGAAUUCAGAGCCCAACUUGAAUUUACCGAACAGCCUUCAAAAAAUUCCGAUCUAUCUGUAAAUUCAUGA
Messenger RNA from Dracunculus medinensis (Guinea worm), 1047 nucleotides. Lineage: Eukaryota; Metazoa; Nematoda; Chromadorea; Rhabditida; Dracunculidae. The record is from the annotation of a GenBank genome assembly.